Athalia rosae (coleseed sawfly) is the source of this 1458-nucleotide messenger RNA. It is a transcript of the gene apd-3, whose product is annotated as glycine-rich cell wall structural protein. The transcript is spliced from 4 exons. NCBI's taxonomy places the organism in Eukaryota, Metazoa, Arthropoda, Insecta, Hymenoptera, Athaliidae. The coding region runs from base 138 to 1079 and encodes 313 amino acids. The record is from RefSeq and is a predicted model, not a curated record.
CUUUCGAAAGGAUGGUGAUUGUGGAGCGUGGCCGGCGUGGCAGACGUUGACUAGGGAGUAUAUAAGGCCUACCGACCCAGCCCAAGUCAGUCAUUCACCGGACUAGCAGCCCAACUACCACCAUACACUCACCAAACAUGAAGGCCUUUAUUGUGUUCGCCUGUCUAGCAGUGGCGACGGCACGUGCCGGCAUCGCCCACGGACCAGUAAUCUCCUACGGUGGCCACGGUCACGGAGGUGGUGCCGGCAUCGCCCUGGUCGGCGGUGGACACGGUGGAGGCUACGGAGGUGGCUACGGAGGUGGCUACGGUGGUGGCUACGCCGGAUACGCCGGUGGUCUCGGCGGCGGAGCCGGACUCAGCGGUGGACUCGCCGCGGGAGCGGGAACCGCCGCCUCCCUCCAGGGUGGAGCCUCCAGCUUGGGAAGUGGUGGACUUGGAGCGAGCUACGCCGCCGGAGCAGCGGCGGCCGCCGGUGCCGCGGGAGUUCAGCAGAUCGUUUCUGGCGGAGUUACCGGAGGCAGGUCCGACAUCGGACCCGCGGAGGGACCCAAGGCCAACGUAGGACCCCAGAGCGGACCGUCCGACCUCGUAGGACCCCAAGAAGGCGCCAAGUCGAUCGGUGGACCCCGUACCGGACCAUCAAGCCUCGUAGGACCCGCCGCCGGACCAUCGACCCUCGUAGGACCCUCCCAGGGAACCGCGACCCUCGUCGGACCCUCCCAGGCUACCGCUAACCUCGUCGGACCCAGCUACGGCGGAGUCGCCUUCUACGCCGGAUCCGGUGGAAUCAACGGUGACGACGGUAGCUCCGGCUCUGCCGCUGCCGCUGCUCCAGGUGGACUCGGUGGUGCUGGCGCUGGUCUCGCCAUCGGCGGUGGACUCGGACUCGGCGGAGGUUACGGAGGACCCGGCGCCAUCGCCGUCAUCGGCGGAGGCCCAGGAAUCGCAGGAGGAAUCGGAGGACACGAUGCAGGAGUAGCCGUGAUCAACGGACCCUCCGGUGCCAUCCACGCUGGACUCGGUUCCCACGGUGCCAUCAUCCCAGCACCAGUUUCCAUCGGUCACGGCAAGUGGUAGGACGGUCUUCAUAGACAAAGCGAUCUCGGCUCGGCGACGGCGGCACACCCAUCAUAGUACUACCGGUUCAUCACAUAAUUACCCCCUCGCACGCGCCCUCAGCCUCCUCUUCUCUCUUCGGCCCGGUGCGAAUCGGUAAGAAGAUGUAAGACGUGGAGGAUGAGGACAAGAUGGAUGAGGAGGAGGGAGAAGAGGAGGAGGAGGAGACGUAAGAGAAGAAGAAACGGAACAAGGAAGAGUACGAGAAGGAGCAGGAGGACGAUAUCGGCGAGAGGAAUUGACGCGGUGAUAUCCGGAUGAGAUUCGAUCGAUUUCAUUCGAAUCACCUGAAACAAGAUAAACUACAUCACGAAGACCGAUCUUGAUAAGCGGAGAAAAA